UCAUUGACGAGCAGCUGGGAUUUAUUAUCUGCUGCAGUGCUGUCAGGCAGCACUUCACUUCCCGCUAGGAAACAGAGAUUGUACCUUUCUCUUCUAAACACGUCUGCUUUUGCGAGAACAGCGACCUUGCUGCACACAUCUCAGUCCAGACUGCUCCAUCUGCAGCCUGAAGAUCUAGUGGGUCAGGAUCACCUGGCGUCAUCCACAGCUUCGACCUGCACAAGCGAGAGGCUAACAAUGUGCGCAAGCUGCCAUAAGGAAUCAACGCAGUCUGGUCCAUCCACGAGCUCAAGAGACUCCCACUGCCCAGUGUGCCUGCAGACGGCCACAUUCCCAGUCCAGACCAACUGCGGCCAUAUAUUCUGUGCCAACUGUCUGCUCACCUACUGGAGACAUGGCUCCUGGUUGGACGCAGUCAGCUGUCCUCUCUGCAGACAGAAGGUCAGCGUGCUGUGCAACCUGUUUAAGGAGAGCCGAUCAGAUCAACAGUCCAAGAAAGUUCUCGGGGAAAUCACGGACUACAACAAACGCUAUUCUGGAGCCCCGCGAAGGGUGACGGACUACCUCUGCGAUGCGCCUCUUCUUCUGCAGCUUCUGGCUCGUAACUGCCUUGGCACCAUGGGAGGUCUCGUCUGGCUCUUCCUCUUCAGGGUGGCCCUGUGCUGCGUGGGGACUGUGGUGUCCAUCUCCUCCUCCUCUGUCGACUCUGCGCCGUCGUCGACCCCCCUGGAAACGGACCCCUCUCUCUGCGGACUGCUGGGGGUCCUGGACGACCUGGUGGUGGUCAUUCUGCUGCUCCUUUGCGUCAUUAACGUCAACCAGCAAAUUGCACCAGACGGGGGACGACACUCUCCGAACAGGACGACCCCACAGGGAGUCAUGGGGAGUUCGUUGUAGUUUUAUGCUGCUCGACCGUAAGACGUUUGAAAUGGACUUUUAUUGGAUUUCUGCUCUCUGCCUCGUUGGAUGAGCAGAUGAGAGAAUAUUGACAAGAGUUGGACGCCAUUGAUCCCCUCAGACUGUGGACUCCAGGCCUGUUUGUCGAGUGUUUACAGAGCUUAUGUAAAUGCAGUGUGGUGGUUCGGCUGUCGUUCCUGAGCUGACAAGCGUCAAUUAGUUGCUGCAAUAUUGGUAAAGACUUUUUAAAUCUCAUCCUUUAAAGUUUAACCUGUAAAUGUAGCAGGUUGCAGACAGCCGUCAUGCCCGUACUGUGAUGUUUUCCCUGUAUAUAUGUGACAUUGUAUGAAACUGUUCUUAUGGUUAAAAUAAAGAUUAUUUAUUGUACUGUAA
Messenger RNA from Xiphophorus hellerii (green swordtail), 1290 nucleotides. RefSeq names its product E3 ubiquitin-protein ligase RNF170. Lineage: Eukaryota; Metazoa; Chordata; Actinopteri; Cyprinodontiformes; Poeciliidae. The record is from RefSeq and is a predicted model, not a curated record. Gene Ontology annotation, molecular function: ubiquitin protein ligase activity. The annotation marks the transcript as partial. The transcript is spliced from 6 exons.